Molecule: messenger RNA, 2013 nt
Organism: Penicillium coprophilum
Lineage: Eukaryota; Fungi; Ascomycota; Eurotiomycetes; Eurotiales; Aspergillaceae
Gene: lcb2
Product: putative serine palmitoyltransferase 2
Exons: 1
Coding region: 1-2013 (670 amino acids)
Biological process (GO): sphingosine biosynthetic process; ceramide biosynthetic process
Cellular component (GO): serine palmitoyltransferase complex
Molecular function (GO): serine C-palmitoyltransferase activity; pyridoxal phosphate binding
Source: RefSeq, a predicted model, not a curated record
AUGCCUCGUCGAUUUAGCGGCAACUCCUCCAACGACACCUCUACCAACCCGCCGUCCUUUUCACCUUCUUCGGGAAAGGGCGGUAUCUCCAUCAAGGCCUCCACGGUCAAGUCCAAUCGCCUUUCACAGUUAUUUUCGUCCUCGCCAAAGUCAAAGACGGAAACUGUACAGAGUGGGCACCAACCUAACACUUCUUCUCCGCCGAUAAGUUUGGCCUCACUGUCCCUACCGACGAUCUCUCUAUCAACAGCCACCGCGGAUAAUCCCAGUAUGGACGAGCUGCCUACAACACUCUUCCAGCCUCCGAGCCCGGAGGAGGCUCGUCGGCUGGCCAAGCAACAUGCCCAGUUUGGUCCGAUCGGUCAUCCCAGCCACCGAUACUCCAGCCAACACCCUGGUGGUGUUUUCCCGGAGCCGGUGAUGGAUGAGCCGCCGUAUUAUUACCUGCUCACCACCUAUAUCAGUUACCUAAUUCUAAUUGCUUUCGGACAUGUCCGUGAUUUCUUUGGCAAGCGAUUCCGCGAGGAACACUACCGCCAUCUCAAGCCUCGCAAUGGCUAUGGCGCUCUCAACAGCGAUUUCGAUAACUUUUACGUGCGUCGUUUGAAAUUGCGUAUCAACGACUGCUUCGAGCGCCCCGUAACUGGUGUGCCCGGCCGUACCAUCACUCUCAUCGAUCGGGCCACGGAUGAUCAUAACCAGCACUUCUUCCUGACGGGCACCACAACCGACACCCUGAAUUUGAGCUCGUACAACUACCUGGGUUUCGCCCAGUCAGAUGGCCCUUGUGCCGAUAUUGCAGAAGAAUCCAUCAGGAAGUAUGGUAUCACCGCGCCCAGCACCCGAGCGGAGUCCGGCACACAAGAUCUGCAUGUCGAAGUAGAGGACCUGGUUGCCCGGUUUGUGGGCAAAGAAGCCUCGAUGAUUUUUUCCAUGGGCUUCGGUACCAACGCAACCAUAUUCCCCGCCUUGGUCUCGAAGGGAUGUCUCCUGAUCUCCGAUGAACUGAAUCACGCCUCGAUCCGUUUUGGUGCACGUCUCUCUGGCGCCUCUAUCGCCAUGUUCAAGCACAAUGACAUGAAGGACCUUGAGUCAAAACUUCGAGAGGCCAUCUCUCAGGGACAACCCCGCACUCACCGUCCCUGGAAAAAAAUUCUGGUCGUGGUCGAGGGACUCUACUCGAUGGAAGGUUCUAUGUGCAAUCUUCCUGGUCUUGUGCAGUUGAAGCGCCGGUAUAAGUUCAAUCUGUUUGUCGAUGAGGCGCACUCCAUUGGAGCCAUUGGUCCCAAGGGACGUGGUGUUUGCGAUUACUUCAGUAUUGAUACCUCCGAGGUCGAUAUCCUGAUGGGCACGCUCACAAAGUCAUUCGGUGCCAACGGUGGUUACAUUGCGGCGGACAAGGUGAUGAUCGACCAACUUCGUGCCACCAACCCCGGUGUCUACUACGGAGAGUCUCCUGCGCCUGCAGUGCUUUCCCAGAUCUCCUCCGCUCUGCGCAUCAUUAGCGGUGAGCUCGUUCCUGGCCAGGGUGAGGAGCGACUGCAGCGAUUGGCUUUCAACUCCCGAUACCUUCGUCUCGGAUUGAAGCGUCUCGGCUUUAUAGUGUAUGGCCAUGAUGAUUCACCAAUCAUUCCACUCCUUCUCUUUAACCCGGCAAAGAUGCCUGCAUUCUCGCAUGAGAUGCUCCGGCGCAAGAUCUCGGUCGUUGUUGUUGGCUACCCGGCCACCCCGCUGGUCUCAUCCCGUGCUCGUUUCUGUGUUUCUGCUGCACACACCAAGGAUGAUCUUGACCGUGUGCUGACCGCUUGCGAUGAAAUUGGUAACGUCCUCCAGUUGAAAUUCUCCACUGGUAUCGCGGGUGGUGCACUGCCCGCUGCCGAAAUGCCAGCUCCUCCACCAGAGCUGGAAAAAGAAUGGCACCGCAAGCGCUCGGACAAUAUCUCCCCUCCUCGCUGGCGUGUCGAGGAUGUCAUCCGACGCGGAGUCCAGGAUGUCAAGAAUCCUUUGUACUAG